Molecule: messenger RNA, 3338 nt
Organism: Phascolarctos cinereus (koala)
Lineage: Eukaryota; Metazoa; Chordata; Mammalia; Diprotodontia; Phascolarctidae
Gene: DOK5
Product: docking protein 5
Biological process (GO): cell surface receptor protein tyrosine kinase signaling pathway
Cellular component (GO): cytoplasm
Source: RefSeq, a predicted model, not a curated record
UCCCCACCCCAGAGAAGAGCCGGGCAUUAGAGCCCCCUCCAGUCACUGCUCAGACAGCCGUGGCUGCGUCAGCUGAUUCCUUGCGCUCCAGCCUCUUCUCUCUCUGCUCUCUCAAAGUGGAUUAAAGUCCGCCGCCGCCGCCGUCGCCGCCACCACCGCCGCCGCCGUCUCGGAGUUUCUGGGUCAGGAGGAUUAUGAAAGUGAUGUGGGGCUGCUGACAGAGCGCGGCCAGCCAGCCAGCCAGUCGCAGCCCACGAGCUUCUUCCCAACCUUGAACUUUUUUUUUUUUAAAAUUUUCUCCCCCUUCCACCCUGGGCGCCCCCACCCCGAGAAGGACUUUCGGGUCAGGGUGUGUGUAGGGCAAGAGAGCCACAGUCUAGGAUGGCUUCCAAUUUUAAUGACAUAGUAAAGCAAGGGUAUGUAAAGAUUAGGAGCAGACGCUUAGGUAUUUAUCAAAGAUGCUGGCUAGUGUUCAAGAAAGCUUCAAGCAAAGGUCCAAAAAGAUUGGAGAAGUUUUCAGAUGAGCGGGCAGCAUAUUUUAGGUGUUACCACAAGGUCACAGAGCUUAACAAUGUUAAGAACGUAUUACGAUUGCCCAAAAGCACAAAGAAACAUGCUAUUGGGAUUUAUUUCAAUGAUGAUACCUCCAAGACCUUUGCUUGUGACUCAGAGCUUGAGGCAGAUGAGUGGUGUAAAGUGCUGCAGAUGGAAUGCUUGGGAACUCGUAUCAACGAUAUCAGUCUUGGAGAGCCUGACCUCUUGGCUACUGGCGUAGAAAGAGAGCAGAGUGAGAGAUUCAAUGUGUAUUUGAUGCCAUCUCCUAACUUAGAUGUACAUGGGGAAUGUACCUUGCAGAUAACAUAUGAGCAUAUCUGUCUUUGGGACAUCCAGAAUCCCAGAGUCAAGCUCAUCUCUUGGCCAUUAAGUGCCCUCCGGCGAUAUGGACGAGAUCCAACUUGGUUCACAUUUGAGGCAGGAAGGAUGUGUGACACUGGGGAAGGACUUUUUAUCUUUCAAACAAGAGAUGGAGAAGCCAUUUAUCAGAAAGUACACUCUGCUGCCCUGGCUAUAGCAGAGCAGCAUGAGCGUCUGCUUCAGAGUGUGAAAAAUUCAAUGCUCCAAAUGAAGAUGAGCGAGCGAGCUGUCUCACUCAGCACCAUGGUGCCCCUCCCACGUAGUGCCUAUUGGCAGCACAUCACUCGGCAGCACAGCACUGGUCAGCUGUAUAGCUUACAAGAUGGUUCAAGUCCUCUGAAACUUCAUCAAACAGAGACUUUCCCUGCCUACCGAUCAGAACACUGAUAGAGACUGAAGCGGUUCUUGGAAAUGCUUGUGAUUUGUCAGCCAAUGGACCAACUUGGAGGAAAAAGAAAGCACGGCAACAGAGGAGCAAGGACAAAAAACGAAAAGGAAAUACUGGCUAAUUUGCUGUGAAUCAGAAGUUCUGCAAUAUAUACAUUAUAUAUUUUUUACCUUUGCCAAGAUAAAAAAUGAUGUAUAGAUAUCAAAUAUUUGUUUCAGAGUUUACAGCUGGACAGAAAAUGAGUUAUACCAUUGGUUGGUUUUGUAUGAUAGAUACUGUGUCCUUUGCAAAUAUCUGUCUUUGUGGAUUGCUGUGACUUUGCUUUCAUCAGUUUUAACUGUACUAUGGUCCAUGCCAAUAAUUAUCUUGCUCUUACUUCUUGUAUGUUGUGUUCCACAGUUUUUAAAACUGUUGUUCAGGUUAGUUACUGGGAACCACACUUUAUUAAAUGACUGGCAAAUCAAUCAUUUGACCUGAUCUUCAUAGAUCCAGCUUUGUUCAGAAAUGACAUUUUCCAAGGACUCUGUCAAGUGGCAUUUAUGGGAUUGCAUUUUUUUUAAAGCUUUUUCUUGGUUUAGAACAUCUUCAUAAAAGAUUUUAAAAUAAAACAUCAUUAUUCACCCAGAAGGCCUCUUGCAUUCAGUAAUGGAACAUCCUUGUUAUGUGUAUUCAGUGUGCCUACACAUGAUAUAAUGUUUUUUAUUUUUUAAGUACCUCACCUUGUUAUCAUUAAGCAGAGCGCUGGGUUAAGCUCCAUGAAAGUUUAACAAGGGAGGGACACAGGUAUUUUACCAGGGUUUCCUAAAAGGGGUUGCCUUAGGGUGGGCUGCAAUUCCAGCAGCCAAAGCCAGACCAGGAUCAAAAUUUUGGAAGCUGACACGUCUCUGGAAAUUCAAAAAGUAGGUGAGUAACUCCUUGUGACACUAUAUACUCUUAUUCAUGUCCCAGAACAUUUAUUGAAUAUACCUAAAAAAAAUGAGGCAGCUCAGCUUUUGUUUCUCAUGAGUCUUAUAAAAGAUUCAUUUAUUAUGAAGUUUUCCAAGUGGCAUGUGGUACUGGUUAAACUCCCCAAAACUUACUCAUAUUAAAUAAUACAUCAAUUCAUACUUAUAUAGAUAACACUUAGGGUUGAUAUAAAAUUUUGCUUGCAAUGACCCUGUAAGGUUUGAAGUAUAAGUAUUCAUGCCCACAUUUUAUAGGUGAGGAAACCGAGGCCUUUAGAUGUUAAGUGGUUUGUUAAUGUCAUUACAUUCACUCUGGUUAGCUCUUAAGUGUUAGAGUCCAAGUUAGAACCAACACCUCCUGGCUCAUGGUCCAAUGUUCUUUUUCCCAUUACAACAUAUUCACUCUUUACCAAGCUUGGGAAAUUUUAUGAGGUGAUCUACUCUGAUCCAAAUUACUUGGCAUGACCGAGGAUUUUACGAGCAGCAAUGUGUUCAUUUUUGGCAAUGUAUUACACCAUUAUUUUGUAUUUCUGCUCACUAUCUUCUACAAUAUCUUUUUGAUCAGUUUGGCCCAAGAUGUUCACUUCCCAUUCUUUUCCUCACUCUUACUCUACCCUUCCCCACCCCCACCCCAUUCAUGUAACAUAGUUCUCUUCUAAAAAAUUUAGUUCAGCACAUGAUUUCCACCGUAGCCGUGUCCCUACCUUUAUCUCAUUCUUUUUUCUUCCUAGAGAAUUCUUAAAGAGGAAGUCAUUGAUUUUCAGGGGAUGAGCAGCAAAGGGAAUUAAAUUGGGGGACUAAAUAAUAGGAACAAAAUUAAACAUAUAAUUGCAAAUUAUGUAAAAUAAAAAUUACUAAAGCAAUUCUAAAUUUGAUAUUGAUGCAAAUGAAUAUUGCUGAUUUUGUGAACUACAAAUGAAGAUUGGGUUUGGUUCUGGAAGAAAACCAAAAUCUUUACAGAACAGCGUCAAAGUUUCAUUGUGCAAUUUGAAUGUUUCACAUUAUUUUGUCAGCAUGGACACAACACUUAUGAUAAAAUACUUCAAGUGCCAAGAUAAUAAAAACUUGUUGAAUGAAUGAAUAAAUAAAUG